Salmo salar (Atlantic salmon) is the source of this 5159-nucleotide messenger RNA. RefSeq names its product DEAH (Asp-Glu-Ala-Asp/His) box polypeptide 57 (gene dhx57). Gene Ontology annotation, molecular function: helicase activity; ATP binding; metal ion binding. The record is from RefSeq and is a predicted model, not a curated record. Gene Ontology annotation, cellular component: intracellular anatomical structure. NCBI's taxonomy places the organism in Eukaryota, Metazoa, Chordata, Actinopteri, Salmoniformes, Salmonidae.
GGAGGAGGAGGUGGUGGGGGAGGGGGAGGAGGUGGAAAGGCAGCUAGUGGUGGCUGGGAUGACGGUGACGAUUUCAGCCUUGAUUUUGGACCCAGUCGCUCAGCCAGGCCCACCUCAGGCAGAGGAAGGGGUGGGGGCAGCGGGGGUAGCAGCAGAGGUAGAGGAGGACGGGGAAGGAGCACUGGUGGAGGGAGGGGUAGAGGUGGCGGAGAUAGGGGUAGGGGAAAGGUUAAUGGUAGGGGUUUACCCAAGUCCCUAAUUAGCGAGAGACCUCGGCCUAGGCUGGUGGAUGAAGACAGGCCUCGCCUCAGGCCUGAGAUGAUGGGCAACAUGCCCAUGCAGAAGAUCUUCAUGACCAAUGAGAACCAGGAGCAGGUGAAAGAGCUGCUGAGAGAGCUGCAGACCCAGGACUACGACGACGAGCCAUAUGAUGAAGAAGAGGAGUAUGAGGAAGAGGAGGAGUAUGAUGAGCUGGAUUACCGGGAAGAAGGGCAGUUCUGGAACACCCAUGAUGAGCCUGUUGAGCGUGCAGAGAGCCCCGUCUAUGAUCCUGACUCUGAGGAUGAACGGCGGCCCACUCCCGAGCCAGUCAUAGGACUGUUUGCCAUAGGAAAGCUCUGCAGGUAUGGUUUCGACCGGGAGCGCAGCAAGCAGGCCCUGGAGGCAGGUGUUGGGGAGGUGGGAGCCACCAUGGAACAGCUGCUCCUCCAGGUUUUCUCCGAGCGCUACGGCCCCAAAGCUGUCUCCCCCGAUGGCCUCCAAGGGGCGCCCAUGGACGAGUGCCUCACCCAGAGACAGGAGGAGGCCUUGGCCCUCACCGCCAUCUACGGCGACCGCUUUACCGAGCGUAUCGCCAACAGCGUUUGGACUGUCACUUUGGACCCCGACUUCCUGGCCGACAUUGCCAGAGGAAAACAGAACGCAUCUGCUCGCACCGACGACGCCGUUCAAAUUAGGGACGUCUGCAGCUUCUACCUAAAGGGUGCCGGAUGCAGGUUUGGAGCUAAGUGCAAGUAUAAGCACCAGAUGCCCACCAAGGGGACAGCUUCGGGCCCUCAAGACCCCGUGGGAGCCAGCCAACCUGGGUUCAGCAGCUACUCCUCUCCAGAGUACGAGCUGGAGGUCCGCUUCCCUAAAGGGAACCGCUACCCCUUCCAGGCUCCUGUCGUGGCCUUCAGCACUAACGAUGAGACCAUAGGGGCCGCAGCCAGGCUGAGUGUCACAGAGCAUCUGUUCGGGGAGGCCUUGGCUGCAGCGAAGGAGGGGGAGCCCGUGGUCUACACCCUGAUCACUUGCUGCGAGGACGAGGCCACCAUGAAGGAGCUGCUGUCAGUCACCCAUCAUAAAUACAGCUCCCUGCCCCCUGUGGUAGUGGCUCCACCCCCUGCUGCUGUUGCCAUGACGAAGUGCAAGAGUGGGAGGAGCAACACGGCAUCACACGUGGAGAGCAAGCGUAGUACGAACACCAACAGAACUACCCCAACUAACAGCACCGCCAACAGCAGAACUACCCCAACUAACAGCACCGCCAACAGCAGAACUGCCCCAACUAACAACAGCACCGCCAACAGCAGAACUGCCCCAACUAACAACAGCACCGCCAACAGCAGAACUGCCCCAACUAACAACAGCACCGCCAACAGCAGAACUGCCCCAACUAACAACAGCACCGCCAACAGCAGAACUUCCCCAACUAACAGAACAAGCAGCCACAGGACACAGCAGGCCACAGAAGACUUGGAGGAGGAGGAGGAGGAGGAGGAUGAUGAGGAAGAAGUGGUGGUUCCUGAGACCGAGAGCUAUGUCAACCUGAGGAAGAAGAUGGUGAAGAGACAUGAAGAGAGGACAGGGAGCCAGCAAAAGGAGAAUGCCAAACUGUGUCGAGAGUUCAGGACAAAACAGUCAUCCAGGCGCUUCACCUCCAUGUUGCAGCAGAGACAGAAGCUGCCUGCUUGGAAUGAGAAGGAGAACAUCCUGGACCUGUUGGACAACUGCCAGGUGCUGGUGGUCAGUGGCAUGACUGGGUGUGGUAAGACCACCCAGAUCCCUCAGUUCAUUCUGGAUGCAUCUCUGAGUGGGCCUACUGACCAGGUGGCUAACAUCAUCUGCACCCAGCCCCGCCGUAUCUCUGCCAUCUCUGUGGCUGAGAGGGUGGCACAGGAGCGGGCAGAACGCCUCGGUAAUUCAGUGGGCUACCAGAUCCGCCUGGAGACCGUCAGGUCUGCGGCCACCAGGCUGCUGUACUGCACCACAGGAGUUCUACUGAGGAGGCUGGAGGGGGAGGCAGACCUCACAGGGAUCUCUCAUGUCAUAGUGGAUGAGGUGCAUGAGCGCACAGAGGAGAGUGACUUCCUCCUGUUGGUGUUGAAGGAUCUGAUGGUCCAGCGACCAGACCUGAAGAUCAUCCUGAUGAGUGCCACCCUCAACGCUGACCUCUUCUCCCAGUACUACAACAACUGUAACACCAUCCACAUACCAGGACGCACUUUCCCUGUCGACCAGUUUUUCCUGGAAGAUGCAAUUGCCAAAACCCGGUAUGUGAUUGAGGAUGGCAGUCCGUUCAUGCGCUCGGGCGGGGGGAAGGACAAGUCCUCAUCAGGCAGUAAGGGGGGCAGAGGGGGGGGCAAAGACCCCGUGGACCAGCUGGGAGACGACAUGUGGUCCUUCAUGAACCUCCAGAAAAAAGACUUCAUUAAAGACUCCAUCCCUGACCAGCAGCUCAGCCUGCAGGAACUCACUGUCCGAUACAAAGACACCAAGAAGUCUGUCUUGAAGACAAUAUCUGCCAUGGACCUGGAUAAGAUCAACAUGGAUCUGGUGGAGAGUGUACUGGAGUAUAUUGUGGACGGGGACCACAGCUACCCUCCAGGUGCUGUGUUGGUGUUCAUGCCAGGCCUGGCUGAGAUUAAGACUCUGUAUGAGCAGCUCCAGUCCAACAGGAUGUUCAACAAUCGGAACAGAGCCAGGUGUGUGGUGUACCCGCUCCACUCGUCCCUGUCUAACGAGGAGCAGCAGGCUGUGUUCAAGCGGCCACCAGAGGGCGUCACCAAGAUCAUCAUCUCCACCAACAUCGCUGAGACCUCCGUUACCAUCGACGACGUGGUCUACGUGGUGGACUCAGGCAAGAUGAAGGAGAAGAGUUACGACGCCUCUAAGAGCAUGGAGAGCCUGGAGGAGUCGUGGGUGUCCCGUGCCAACGCCCUGCAGAGGAGAGGGCGAGCGGGCCGCGUGGCCUCAGGGGUGUGCUUCCAUCUCUUCACCAGUCACUGCUUCCAACACCAGCUGGCAGAGCAGCAGCUGCCAGAGAUCCAGAGAGUCCCCUUGGAGCAGCUCUGCCUCAGGAUUAAGAUCCUGGAUGUGUUUGCAGAGCGGCCAUUGGAUUCCGUGUUCUCUCGGCUCAUCGAGCCCCCGGCCAUGGGCAGUCUGGAUGCGGCCAAGCAGCGUUUGCAGGACCUGGGGGCUCUGACGGCCGACGAGAAGCUCACCCCUCUGGGCUAUCACCUGGCCUGUCUGCCUGUGGACGUCCGCAUUGGCAAACUCAUGCUGUUUGGUGCCAUCUUUCGCUGCCUGGACCCUGCCCUCACCAUCGCUGCCAGCCUGGCCUUCAAAUCCCCUUUCGUGUCUCCUUGGGAUAAGAGGGAGGAGGCCAAUGAGAAGAAGCUGAAUUAUGCCCUGGCCAACAGUGACCAUCUGGCCUUGCUGCAGGCAUACAAGGGCUGGUGUGGUGCAGCCAAAAACGGGAAUCAGGCCGGGUUUCAGUACUGCAGAGAGAACUUCCUGUCUAGCCGGGGCUUACAGGAGAUAGCCAGUCUGAAGAGGCAGUUUACAGAGCUGCUGUCUGACAUUGGCUUCGUCAAGGAGGGACUGAAGGCCAGAGUCAUUGAGAGAAUGGCUGCCAAAGGGACUGAUGGUAUAAUGGAGGCUACGGGCCGUGAGGCCAACCUCAACUCUGACAACAUCAGGUUGAUGUCUGCCAUGCUCUGUGCUGCCCUGUAUCCCAAUGUAGUACAGGUGAGGUCUCCUCAUGAGAAGUUCAAGCAGACCAGUAAAGGAGCGGUGAAGAUGCAGCCCAAAGCAGACGAGCUGCGCUACAUGACCAAGAAUGACGGCUGUGUCCACGUACACCCCUCCUCCGUCAACUACACGGUGCGCCACUACGACAGCCCCUACCUGGUGUACCAUGAGAAGGUGAAGACGAGCCGUGUGUUCAUCAGAGACUGCAGCAUGGUGUCGGUGUACCCCUUGGUGCUGUUUGGGGGGGGACAGGUCAACGUGGAGCUGCAGAAGGGAGAGUUCGUCAUCUCCCUGGACGACGGCUGGAUCCGGUUCGCCGCAGCAUCGCACCAGGUGGCAGAGCUGGUGAAGGAGCUGCGCUGGGAGCUGGACCAGCUCCUUGAAGAUAAGAUCAGAAACCCCAGCAUGGACCUGUGUACUUGCCCGAGAGGCUCCCGUAUCAUCCACAUGAUCGUCAAGCUCAUCACCACCCAGUAAACCACCUCCAUUACACACCCAGCACUUGUCUUUAGAUGAAUACUUUGCUCCACCUCCCAGUCUUACAGUACAUUGGAUCAAGUCUUAUUGGUGGUAGCAUUGCAAUGAUACAACUGCUGCUGAACAAGCAUACAGAAAUCAAUGUUUUUGCUGUCAUAGGAAGUGCAAUAGCUUUGGCAGAGUUGAUUGUUAAGUUUGAACUGAAUUGCUAAAAAGGUUAUUUAACUGAAAUGGUAAUUUGCCAUUGUUUGUGUAUAUAUAUUUUGGCCACAUUUCCUGUAUAUAUGGGAAACUCAAGUUGCGUUUUAUUAUAGGUUGUGCCUUUCUUGCACACAACUAAAAAUAGCAUUUGAGUCCAUAUUGGAUUCCCGUACUGAAAAUGGUUGCACAUUUAUGCUUUUGUGUGUAUUUAGAUAUAACUAAUGCAUGAUUGACUGAAAUGUGAAUAGAGCUCUAAGAGCUUCUGCAUUAUUGUCUUUCUGUACAUUUAUAUAGAAUAAAAUUAACACGCUGAUGUAAAAAUCAUGCCAUCACUAUUAAAAGGGCUCAUUGAAAUGUAGACAAUUUGGUAAAAAGCUGCCAAAGAAUUUAUAAACAAUGUCUCAUCAGCUUCAGUGACUAACUUUAGUCUGAUGAAUAUUACAACUGAAAAUAAAACAAAAAAAUAA